Drosophila biarmipes is the source of this 869-nucleotide messenger RNA. RefSeq lists its product as uncharacterized. Gene Ontology annotation, cellular component: myosin II complex. Lineage: Eukaryota; Metazoa; Arthropoda; Insecta; Diptera; Drosophilidae. The record is from RefSeq and is a predicted model, not a curated record. The transcript has 2 exons. Bases 140 to 637 code for a protein of 165 amino acids. Gene Ontology annotation, molecular function: calcium ion binding.
AAAUACAUUCAGUCACAUUUAAAAGAUUUUAACUUGAAGACCAAAUUUUAAGAAUAUCUAAAUUUCAGAGAAGUUAAAUUUUAAGUGCAAUUUUAUAAAAUUCUUAAAUUUCUAUCCCCCGAAACGGUUUGUAUCAACCAUGGAUGACUAUGAUUUCAGUAGCCCACCCCCGGAGGUGCGAACCAUCCAUACGCACACCCUGGACGAGGAGCAGCUCAAGGAUUGUGAGGCUGCCUUCGCCCUUUUCGACGACGAGAACACCAAGGUCAUCCCGAUCAAGUUACUGAGGGAUUGCCUGCGAGCCGUGGCCCACACCCCGCCGGAGAAUGAGCUGCAGGACUACAUCGCCGAAAUCGAUACUGAUGGAUCGGGCGAACUGUAUCUCAGCGAUUUCCUCUGGAUCAUGUCAAGGCGGUACGAGAACUCGUCCCCCGAGGAUGAGGUUAUCCUGGCCUUCAAGGUCUUCGACAAGGAUGGAUCUGGUUUCAUACACGAGACGGAGUUCCGCCAGAUCAUGACCGACUUGGGCGAAGACAUGGACGAGGAUGAGAUUGAGGAAAUGAUUCGGGAUGCAGACGCCAAUACGGAACUGAAAAUUGACUACGUUCGAUUUGUGACCAUGAUGAUGGAGACGUAGGUGUUUUAUGGAACGAACUGGCAAAUGGAUUUGAAUUCUUUCAAACUACAUAGAAAUCUAUAUUAUGAUUUUAAUAACAUAACAAAAAUGUUUUUAAAAUUCAUGAUCACCUGGAAUUUGGACUUGGAAAUAUCGGAUUAAGCAUUAUACUUUCCCUGAAUAAUUCUUUAAAUUUGUAAAUCAAUUUUGUAUUAAAAACAAUGAGUGUAAAAUAAAAAACUGUACCCCUUGA